GUCAUUUUUACCAAUAGAAUGCCUAGAAAAAAUAUUUUUAUAUCUUCCUAAUAGAAUUUAUGGAAUUCCCACUGAUAGUUUCCGUAAAGAGAUAUCAACUAAAGAUUUAUAUUAUUGUACGUUAGUAUCAAAACAUUGGUGUAGAGUUUCAACACCAAUCUUAUAUGCAUAUCCAUUCCCAAGUUAUUCAAGUUAUUGUAGGAACCCUUCAGCAGAUUUAGCAUUUUCUUAUAUUAGAUUGCUUCGUACCCUAUUAAGUUGUACUCCUAAAUCGGAAAUUGAACAGAUGAUCUUAUCAGAUUCGUCUAAUCCAACAUUUAAUUAUAUCUCUUUUAUUCGUGGUUUAAAUUUUGAUCUAGAAAUUUUAGAAAAAUUAAACAAUCACAAAUCAUUAUGGUUACCCCUUUUUGUUUUAAAUAAUAUAAAAAAAAAUCAAAUUCCAAAAAUAUCAUCCUUAAUUUUAAAUCAUCUUGCAAAAACCUUGAGUACACAUUGCAACAAUAAUUUAACAAGAUUAGAAAUUGUAUUUACAAAUGAUAAUAUCAAGUUAUUUAAUAACAUCGUUGAACCGUUAACUAUCAAUUAUUGUGAUGAAAGAAGUAAAUUGACCAAACUAAAAGAAUUAUAUUAUAUCAACAAUUAUGAUAGCAAAAUUGAUCUUUACUCUGCUUUUUCGAAUAAAGUUCGUAACUUAAAUUUACUUCACAACGAGGGAAACGAUUCUAUCAAAAAAGCAAAUUCAUUAUCACAUUUUAUUUCUUUACAAAAAAAGUUGCAACAUAUUAUAUUAUCGGAAUUUCCAAUGGAUAAUGAUAAUGGUGACUAUUAUAAUAUUGUAUUUGAAUCAUUAUCAACACAAAGUGAAAAUUUGCAGAUAUUAAACCUGAAAAAUAUACCUUUUGAUAAAAUAAAUGGAAAUGUAUUAAACUCAUUAUGUUCACUUAAAAAUAUCAAAGAGUUAAGGCUAAAUUAUUGCAUAGGAAUAGGUAAUAAUUUAAUUCCAUGGGCGGAGCAUCUAAGAAAACUUGAGGUUUUUGAAUUCUCAACAUAUGAUGACGGGUUUGAAAAUUUUCUGAACCAACUAAUUCAGUCUUCUUCAACUACUCUAAAUAAACUAAUUAUAAAUUAUGAAAGGACAAAUGAACGGGAUUGUCAAUCAUUAUUAAAACAAAUUCCACUUCGCUUAAAAUCAUUAAUUCAUUUAGAUCUAACUGGAAUUUAUCCAUAUGAGUUGAUUCUUAUAUUUAAAUUAUGUACUCAAUUAGUUUAUCUUAGUACAACAUUAACAAAUGAUAUAUCUUGGACUGGAAUAAAAUUUAAAAAUUUAGGUGAAUCAAUCCCUAAAAAUUUACAAAAGAUUCAAUUUAAAGAUGUGUUUGAUCCGGUAUUCAAAGUUAAUUACUUAGAAUGCUUCUUUGAAGAGUGUUUAAAUAACAAUAGUAAAUUGAAAUAUUUAGAAAUUGUUGGAAGUCAUAAAAUCGAUCAAAAGUAUUUUGAUGUCGCUAAUAAAUUUGGUAUACAAUUAAUUGAUAAAAGUGAUACCUGAUAAAUAGCAAAUUCUAUAUA
This is a messenger RNA of Rhizophagus irregularis DAOM 181602=DAOM 197198, 1566 nucleotides long. RefSeq lists its product as uncharacterized. The record is from RefSeq and is a predicted model, not a curated record. NCBI's taxonomy places the organism in Eukaryota, Fungi, Glomeromycota, Glomeromycetes, Glomerales, Glomeraceae.